UACGUCAUUACGUAAAAGGUAUUAUUUGAACGUCAUCACGUUCUUUAGCUUAGCUAGGUGGGCCGAGUAAUGCUGCAAAUUAUUCAGUUUUUAUUAUAUACAUAACCGGUAGUAAACUGUUACCGGGGACUAAAUACUAAGAAUUAACGAAUAAGUCUGAUUGUCGCCAGUAUGAGUGAAAAGAAGAAAACAGAAAAGGACCCGCUUCAUUACUUUAUGAGUAAUGACGAUCUUAGCGGCAGUAGCAGCGACAGUGAGUCCGAAACAGACCGAGAGACGCGCAAGAGAAAAGGGACCGGGUCCGAUCUGCGUGGCGGCGGGGAGGAAGGCCACGGCACGAAACGAACGGCAGGCGGAGCGCCUUUACCAAAGCCGGACGUCCUCUUUAAGUCCGUGUCCAAGCCUGCGUUUUUAUACAACCCCCUGAAUAAACACAUAGACUGGGAAAGCCGCAUUGUGAAGGCGCCCGAGGAGCCAGCAAAGGAGUUCAAGGUCUGGAAAACGAACGCAGUGCCGCCCCCACAGUCUUACACUCCAGAAGUAAAGAAGACUGCACCGCCUGGCAUGGACAUGGCUAUAAAAUGGUCCAACGUCUAUGAAGAUAACGGCGAUGAUGCCCCACAGCCUGCUGCUGGGAAAGCUAUCUUCCUGCCAGAGGAGGAGGCGGUGGAUGAUCCAUGUGAUUCAGAUGAGGAUAAGACGAUGGAUCCAAGCAAGUCCGGAAAGAAGAGGAAAGUCGAAAGCUUCCAACAGAAGGAGAAGAGGAAGCGAGAUCUUGGGCAGGCCACGUCGGACAAAAGCUUUGUGGAGGAGGAGAAGAGGAUCCUCAGGCAGAACUUCUGUUAGGUGUUAUGCUGGUUUAAACAGUGACUGUGACGUGUCUCUCAAUCCUGCCUCCAACAUCCACUCUUGCAUCUCUACGUGGGGGUUGGGGGUGUUUGUGUCUGUAUAUGUAUUUUCAAUAGUGGAGUGUCAGGUCUUACACUGAUUAAGCAGUGACUAGCGUCUUUUCCUAACAGUUAGUCUGUCACUUGCAUCUAUGGGUUCCUGUGCUUGCAUGUAUAUGCAAGAACAUAUGUGACAGACAUAAAAAAUCAGGGGCUACUAUUUAAGUGAUGGCAUUUCAUGCAUUCUGAAAAAUUUUGUUUGUUGUUUAAAAAAUAUCGUUUUUUUGAGAGACUUAAACUGAUCAGAAGCAUUGUCUAAUGCAGGCCCCUGGCAAAUCAAGCAUUUAAAUAUCCACAUAAUGGCCUGUGGUUUUUUAUGUGGGGUUUUGAAAGUGUUGUCCUCAUUUUUAUGAUACCUGCAUAAUUUCAGUGUAAUUGUUUGCUGGAUAUUUGUUACGUCAUUGCAUUUUCUCUUCAUUGGAAUGGAAUAAUCUUACUCGUGAUACUGAGCAAGCACACCAUGUGGUGCUGUAGGACCAGUGCGUCUAUCGGUUCUUUUAAACUGAUUCGGGAUCCACACCAUGCUUGAAUUAAUUCUUGUUAACGUACCGUAGUCACAUUGUCUAAAAGAAGUUAUUGUUUGGAAUGUUUUACUGAUGUUAAGUGUUUUCUUAUUAUUAGAUAUUCAAUAUAUUCUGUUUUUAAUACCUUGAAUUGAAUUGAGCUGUGGUCUACAAGAGUUCCUAUCCAGUUUGUUUCAUGUUGUACAGCCAAUGACACUUUUUUUAGUAUUCGCUCCUAUUGUAACCAUAAACAAUGGAGAAGCACAGUGAUUUGUAUUGCCCCAUUGUACUACCUGAAUUUCAGGCAUCAGUCACCCAGGAAACACACCUUGCAUAAAGCUUUGCUUCAUUAAAUGUUAGGAUGUUUCUCCUUAGAAGUAAGCAACAAAAUAUUAAGUUUCACAUGUUUUUUUUUGUUGCUCUGUUUGAGCUGAACCCUGGGGUCUUUGGAUUAAUAUAUAAUAUGGUGAAAAUGGAAAUAAUGCAAUAAUGUGUGUGAAAAAAUAUUACUGUCAUGUAGCAAAGUUUAAUUAUGUAAAAGUAAAAAGUAUUUUUUCCCUGUAAUGCUUUCAUGAUUAAAGGAAUUCCUCCCUUA
Messenger RNA from Brienomyrus brachyistius, 2045 nucleotides. It is a transcript of the gene c15h1orf52, whose product is annotated as chromosome 15 C1orf52 homolog. Lineage: Eukaryota; Metazoa; Chordata; Actinopteri; Osteoglossiformes; Mormyridae. The record is from RefSeq and is a predicted model, not a curated record. Bases 172 to 846 code for a protein of 224 amino acids. The transcript has 3 exons.